Puntigrus tetrazona (Sumatra barb) is the source of this 3354-nucleotide messenger RNA. RefSeq lists its product as uncharacterized. The transcript is spliced from 14 exons. The record is from RefSeq and is a predicted model, not a curated record. Gene Ontology annotation, biological process: positive regulation of hippo signaling. Gene Ontology annotation, cellular component: cytoplasmic side of apical plasma membrane; cytoskeleton. Lineage: Eukaryota; Metazoa; Chordata; Actinopteri; Cypriniformes; Cyprinidae. The coding region runs from base 373 to 2082 and encodes 569 amino acids.
UUCCUGCAGGCACAUCACUUUGGUGCACCAUCGUUGAUCACAAGCUCAUCACCGCCCUGAAACGUAUCUGAAUCUACUUUCACUGGAAAUGAAACACGCGGUGCUAUUUACACGUCUUCAGGAGUGCUGGCAGACUCCUUAAGCACACAGCCUCACUCUGUUGGUGUGGUCGUGCUGAACAUUUAUUCUUGCUCCGAGGCUCGAGUGAUCCUUCUUUAUCUGUGCUUGCAGAAUAUUCGAAAUGAAGGAGCCAAUAUCUGUAGGGAAAGCAUCUUGAAGAGAAAGAGGCCGUUUUGAGUGUGUGACUGUACGUGUGUGUGUGUGUGUGUGUGUGUGUGUGCAUGUGCGGACGCGGAUGAGCUUUUAUAGGCCAUGUCUGUCCCCACCAAACAAGAGAGGACAGUAUGUGUCCUCCUUCCCACCAAGGAGACAUUGGACAUCACAGUGGGGCUGAAAGCGACGGGUCAAGAUGUGUUUCAUCGUGUCUGUGAGCUACUCGGGGUUAAAGAGCUGCACUACUUUGGAUUAACUUUAGUCAAAAACAAUGAGCACAUCUUUCUGGACUUGGAAGAGAAACUUGCUAAGUACUUUCCUAAGGAGUGGAAACAGGACUCGGGGAAGGGGUCACAGAGGAGGUCAAUCCCUCCCCUGCUCUGUCUGAAGGUCCAGUACUAUGUGGAGAACGGCAGGCUCAUCUGUGAGCGUAAAGCGAGAAAACUGUACUACUAUGAUCUGCGGGAACGGGUCUUGCGCUCAGAAUGCCGGCAGCAGGAGGAAGUGUAUUUCCAGCUGGCAGGAUACGCCCUGCAGGCCGAUCACUCUGACCACCCCUCAGACAGCCACAGUCAGGGACACGCUGUGUAUUUCCAACCCAAAGAAUACUUCCCACCCUGGAUAAUUGCGAAGCGUGGCAUCGACUACCUGCUGUGUCACGGGCCCAAGGUUCAUAAAGAGCUGUGGGGGAUGUCCUCGCGUGACGCUAUCCUGCUCUUCAUCAGAGAAUCCUGCCGUCUGGAGGAUGUCCCAGUCACCUUUUAUCGCCUGCAGAAGGACAAGAAAGAAGAGAAAGGUUCAGCGCUACUUGGACUUACUCUACGAGGAAUGCAAGUGUAUCAGGAGGUGAACAACGUGCGUGAUCUGCUGUAUGACUUCCCCUGGUUUCACGUGGGACGGCUCACCUUUCUGGGGAAGAAGUUUGAGAUCCAGCCGGAUGGUUUGCCCUCAGCGAGGAAGCUGGUGUACUACACAGGUUCCGCUUUUCGUUCCCGACAUCUUCUGCUGCAUUUAAGUUCCUGUCACCGACUGUACCUCAGUUUGCAACCUGCUCUCAAACACCUGCGGCAGCUGGAGGAGACAGAGGAGAAGAAAAGGUACCGUGAAUCGUACAUCAGUGAUGAGCUAGACUUGGAUCAGCCGUGCAGCGAGGGCAGUCCCCGUCUGUCUCGACACUCCACCAGCAGCUCUGGCAUCGAGGCGGACACCAGGCAAAACAGCGUCUCCGUAGAGAUGGUUUCCAUGGAGGGGAAAGAAAAGUCCUUCAUCUCCGCUGUCAGUCACGGCUCCUCACGCACCUCUGGCAUUGAUACGAGCAGCAAAGCUCGGGCUGAGGAAGACGAGUGGCAGGAGGAAGAUCUGCAGGAUGUGGGGAAGGAGCCGGGAGAGGUCUCUGUGGACGACCCUGUGGAUUUUUUGCGAUUGGCUGAGCUGCUGGAGGGCGUGUCCGUCGACUGUCCCACCGUCCAAUCAGACACUGAAUUUAAAGGUCUACAAAUGAGUUCAGUUACAGGCAACGAUCAAGUAGACCAUUGUGAUCCAGAGAGCAUAAAACAGGCUGCGAAUCAGAAGUCUCGUAACCCAGCGGACCGCUACAGUCUGAGCCUGGAUGACGUGCGACGGUAUUCCCCUCUUCUCCCUCUGGGAACGGCAUUGGUGCCAGACACCUCCGUCAGCUACACGUUUGGGCUUCCGCAUUCCCCAACCUCCCUGUGUCCAGACAGUACUUCUUUCUGUGUCCAGCGCUCCACAAACUGCCUAUCUCUGGACCUGCUGGAUGAUAACCAGCCGCUGGAGCUUGUCCUUUAAGAAACCCGAGAAGCUUCCUGUUGUCUGAAGCGCUAACGGGACCCAUUUUUAUCAGGAAUUUUGUUAAACUCAACCAAGGCUGUGAUGUGUUUCUAUGCUGUUCAGCAGCAGGACAAUACGAACAAUUAAUUGUGGGUUGUUUUACAGAACGUACAACAUGUAGAACUUUCUACAGAAUGAGUUAAUGAAUGAUCUUAGAGGAGUCACGCGUUACUAUGUGCUAAAUCCGUGAUAAAAUGACUUGAUAAAACCUUCUCUUCCAAGUAAAUUCUAACCAGCUGUGACAACAAUAAGCAGCGAGAGCUCACGGUGAACUUUCAUUGGUCCAAAUCGACAUGGCUGAACUGUAUAGGAAACAUCAAAACGAAACAUUUUCACGUUCUUUGUGAACAGACAAAUUACCUGUGGGCUCGCACCAAGUUAGGACAUGGUGUAACAUGUUAUGCUACAAAGUUUGCUUUGGGAAGGAAACGUUGGACCUCCGAAUUUCACAUUUGCUCUAAAUUGACUUGAGAAUGUCAAACUCGGAGGAGCAUUCUCUGAAUUACAGUGCGAAUACAGAGAGAAGCCACCAGAAAAUCCACUAAGAAGACAAAAAAACGUGUCUUGUACUCAUGCAAAUGCCGUACGUUCCUUUAAACAAAGACUUUAAACUUAAUUUCCAUUUAAUGUAUGCGAUCAGUUACAUUACUAACAUCGAUACAUCAACUUAUUUAACCAUUUACAGUAGCACAGUAUUUAAUCCGUAUCAAAUACUCACGUUUCCAGUUUUUUUCUGUCAUGAUGAAACAUCGAACAUGACCUUUUCUCCAGUUUCAAACAAUAAUUGUGUACACACACUACUCAUGUCCCCAAGUUACAAAGCGUAUGUGAAAUGCUUAUACCUGCAGUUGUAACAAGUUAAAAGGUCAACCCAAAAUAUUCCACGCAUUUUUUCUAUGAGCUCUAACCACUGGUUUAGUAUAUCACAUAGUUCUUUACUACGCAAGUAAUGUUGAACUGGGAUGAACUUUUGUAAGAACAAUAAGAACAAAGACUCAUUCGCUGUUUACAAGUCAUGUUUGUUUUGUUCAGGAUACAUGGAGCUCUUUUGAUUUCGGUAAUUACAAAACACACAUCAAGCCCUCAGAGGUUGUGUACAUAAUGGUGGGUGUAAUUUCUUUAUCUAUGUAUUGUAAACACACAUCCUAUUAAAAGUAUGCCCAUAUAUGCGUUCCUUUCAGUGAAAGGAAAAACAAUAAAUAUGAAUAAACAUAGCUGGUGUUAAAUUCA